CAUUACUCGGAACUUGUAUUCAACUUAUAAUUCUUUUUCCUCCUAUCAACGCAUACAACUUUGAAAAUGGCUGCUAGCAAUAUUCUCUUGUUAGCACUGGUAGCUCUGUCGUUUACUGCUAGCUUGGCAUCUGACCAAAGCCCUCUUCAAGAUUUCUGCGUUGCAGACAAGACAAGUGCAGUUGUAGUGAAUGGUUUGGCCUGCAAGGAUCCCGGGCUGGUUCAAGCCGAUGACUUCUUCUUCAGUGGACUCGAGACGGCAGGCAACACAUCAAACCCAUUUGGAUCGAAGGUGACACCGGUGACUGCAGCCCAAGUUACAGGGCUAAACACUCUUGGCAUCGCCUUGGCCCGCGUCGAUUAUGAGCCGUGGGGUAUCAACCCUCCCCACACGCAUCCUCGUGCGUCUGAAAUUUUAGCAGUGCUGGAAGGUAGCCUUCAAGUUGGUUUUGUCACGUCCAACCCCGAAAACCUCCACAUCACAAAGGUUCUGCAGAAGGGUGACGUGUUCGUAUUCCCCAUUGGUCUCGUCCACUACCAGAGAAAUGUUGGAACUACAAAGGCCGUUGCCAUUGCAGCUCUGAGCAGUCAGAACCCUGGUGUCAUCACAAUUGCGAAUGCGGUGGUGUUUGGGUCUAAACCAGAAAUUGCUAGUGACAUUCUCGUGAAGGCUUUCCAUGUUAGUAAGGAGGUUGUCGAUUACAUCAAAACUAAGUUCUAG
Alnus glutinosa is the source of this 720-nucleotide messenger RNA. RefSeq names its product putative germin-like protein 2-1. The transcript has 2 exons. The coding region runs from base 67 to 720 and encodes 217 amino acids. The record is from RefSeq and is a predicted model, not a curated record. NCBI's taxonomy places the organism in Eukaryota, Viridiplantae, Streptophyta, Magnoliopsida, Fagales, Betulaceae. Gene Ontology annotation, molecular function: manganese ion binding. Gene Ontology annotation, cellular component: cell wall.